Molecule: messenger RNA, 11066 nt
Organism: Plasmodium vivax (malaria parasite P. vivax)
Lineage: Eukaryota; Apicomplexa; Aconoidasida; Haemosporida; Plasmodiidae
Exons: 2
Coding region: 1-10965 (3654 amino acids)
Biological process (GO): regulation of DNA-templated transcription
Molecular function (GO): DNA-binding transcription factor activity
Source: RefSeq, a predicted model, not a curated record
AUGAGCCACCCCGGUGUGGCAAACCGAGCGGGGUUGAACCCAAACGGUGGCAACUUCUACACUGCCAUGUACAGUGGAGGGAUUCCCCCAAAAGAGGAGAGCCAAAAAGGCUAUGUGGGAGAAGACAAAAACUGGAGCAGUAAAGGAGGAGGCCCCCUGACCCCCAUAGGGAAAAAUCUCAAUGGUGUAAUUUUUUACCAAAACGAAAUUCCCAUUGACAGAAUGAAAAGUGCCACACCUGGGGGGGCAUUUACACCAAAUGGUAGUGAGCAGUAUGGUGAGGCAGACAAUUUGAUGAUCCACCAGAGUUGCAUAAACCAUGUUCAGCAGGAUGGUUUGGUUGGAGACAAAGAUGAGGAGAUAUGUACCCUCCUUCCUGGCGAUAACAACAGAUGUGAUCGUUUAACCUCUAUGCUGGGUAACGUCCCGGAGGGGUACAUUCAAAAUGUACCAAUUAACUACCAAGUGGGGUGGACGUGCAGUAACGAAUGGGGUGGGAGCCAAACACAGGGUGUCGCUCCAAGUGGAAACAACCCUAACGCUAGGAGGAAUGGUAUUUCCCAUUUGAACAGCAGUACCACUCCUCUGCCGAAUAAUCGUUGUGCCGGUCCAAAUUACCCGUUUGACAAGAGUGGGGGGGACAACCACGGUGACCUUCCCAGUGAUGUACACUUGAAUAACCACCCAACUAGCAGUUUAGUGUACCACCCGGAUGGCUAUCCUAUCGGCAGCAAGACUAACUCAAUCUACCUGAACAGGGACGUGUUGAAACUCCCAGUGAGUGAAGACGCGCAUGUAAUUCCCCAAAAGGGGUAUCCAACGAGCAGUGGUAACUACCACGUUAGUGGUGAGGAGACUAAUCAGAUGGAUCCCCCGAACUGUACAAAGGCAAUGUUCACUUAUCAGUGGAGUAAUGAGGAGCUUCUCUCCAAGCAGGCGAACAUGCCAAGCUAUAGGAUUAGGAGGAAGGGGGACAAUACACAUGAAGGCGAAUCGUACGAAAUGCGCAGCAGUGAGUAUGAGCCGAUUGGGCAGCCCCAUCUGCAGCAAGGGCAACCCAAUUUUGCCAGUAGUAAGGGGUACGUGUACCCUAGUGGGUUCCAGGCCCAGACGCAGUUAAACCCAAGUGGAGCCCCGCUAAUCAACACCUGUGGAAGUUUCCCCGUUGGAAGUGCCAUUCGGGAAGACGACAGUGUUACUGCACAUGUGGGCAGCAGUAGGGAUGGCCAGUCUCUAAACCGUCGGCAGGGGACAGUCCCAUUCGAGGAACAACUGGCUGACUAUGCAGGUGCACAAGUGGACAGCACGGAGAGCACAAUGCAUAACCCAUUAACAUUACCGUUGAACCGAGAUGUGCAUGCAAAUAACUCCACUGCAGUAGCCUCAGAUAAUCUGGUAGGCAAUUCAUAUGCCCCCUUUGUAGAUAAUCAAAUGCAGAAUUGCCAACCCUUGGGGGAGGGAAAGUUCUUCCCCAUCAACGGCAACUACUGCGUGAGUAGUUUAGGAGGUGCAUACCCAUUCGAUGGCAACCAGAUGGGAGACACAACCGGAUUCAUGAAAUUGUAUAAUAAUGGUAAUACUUAUGGUGAGGACACUGAGGUGUCAGCAUGGCCAACACUGGGGAGUUAUCCCCCAAAGGAGGUUCUUAACAGUGCCACGAGCAAUGCUAAAGAGAGCCACAGCAGUUUAAUAGGCAGUAGUGGGGACGGAGGCGCCUCCCCCCAUCUGUGCAGUUUCCCCCAUAUGUGCAAUUCCCCCGGUGAGAGUAACUUCACCGGCGUGAGUAACUUUCCCGGCGCGUGUGACCUACCGCAGCGAGGCUUAAGUAGCAGCUCACGCCAGCUGAGCCUGCUGGACGAGCCGAACGGGGUGAGUAAUGAGCAGGAAGAAGCUCUGCAGCGGCAACGGAUGUACGACUUGUAUGUGCAGUCGCUGUUGAGUGAGGCGGGUGGAUUGGUCAACCCGGGUGGAGUGAUAGCCCCAGGUGGAGUUGCCACCCCGAAGACGCACCCUGGAGAAAAGAACGACCAGCUAAUACUGUUCAAUUUAAAGAACAUGCGAAAUAAAAUCGCGAAGAAGGCCCCCCAAAAGGCCAGCAACUAUCUGUCCUACUUGGACCAUUACAUCGCCUCCCUACGCCUGCUUUACAAAAAACUUCUGAGCAACAGAAAAUUGAUAUUCAUCCUGGCGAAGGAAGUAUUUGCGCCCCAAAAAAAAAGGGAUAAAAAGGCGUACGCGGACGAUAAGGCGUCCCCCUUUGAGACGAAGCAUUCAUAUGUGCAAGAAUUGUUGGCAGCUCUGCUACCCCAACCACCUGUCUUCCCGCCAUUCGAGAUUUGGAUCUGCAUGGGGAAAAAAAAUGCCAGCCAACUGCACAAGCUGCACCUAACAAUAUAUAUUAUUUACCAAAAGAUUAUUUGCAAUAUUUCAAACAUAUUAUUAAAAAUAAAUAAGGACAUGGUGAGUUAUGCAAGCAAGAAUAAACUUAGCAAACGCAGUGGGACUGACUCUCUUAAUGAUUAUGUGAAUGACCACGGGGAGGGGGUGAAGCGGGCUGAUUGCCCCGUUUUGAGUGCCACAAGGGGUGAGGCUCCCGUGGGGGGGCUCCCCAGCGGUGAGUGCGUGGCGAAGAGGGGAGUCCAUGACAGGGAGGUGGCUUCCGCCGUUGAGGACGCGGUAGAAGCGGUUGACGGGGUUGACGCGGGUGAAUCGGUUGACGCGGUUGCCCCGGUUGACUCUGUUGACGCGGCGGACGAGCCGAAUCCCCACAGAGGAGACAUCCCCAGAAGGUGCCUGUUCCGAAUCGACCAGAAGCUAGCCAUUAUGAUGGCCUCAAUUGAUAACAUAAGCAAAAUGAUGAACCUGGCCAAAGGGGAAGGAAGCAAUGGAAGUAGUGGCCCCUCAGUGGACCCCCCCGAUGAGGAAGGCAAAUCGAUUGAUGAGACCCCCAAAGAAGUGGGCGAUGUAGGCGAAGACGGGGAUAACACCCAGCAGGAUGACGAACGUGGCCUUGAAAAAGAAGGCGAAAUGGUUAAACAUACGCAAAAUGCAAGUGAAGGCAUCUCCCCAAGUGGGUGCCAGCCACGCCCCAUCAGCAUCAGCCCGAAGGAUGGCCAAAUAGUCGCGUACGACGAGCCAACAUGCAAUGAUGGGCGACCCCUCUUUGAAAAGAUGGCCAAGUUUAAGCUGGACUAUAGCAACUCCAUGGGAAAGGAAUCUCCUGUGAAAUUGCUAAACGAGCUCAAGUACGAACUUAGAAAUGUGUAUAACGAAAUACGAGCUUUAAAGAGGCAUGACAGUUACUGCCUCUCCAGGAGGGAUAGCGGAGAGGCGGGAGGCUCCCUCGAAUUGGUAAACCCUAAUGAUGACCAUGGGGAUGACUAUGCAGUUCCGUCAUAUCGUAGCGCAGUUUCAAAUGUGAAGGUAAAGGCGGCAGACGAAACGUGCCUCUUAAACGAUUUGUUAUACAACCGAAGUGAAAGCCCCAACCCGUUGGUGAAUGCUCACACAGAGGAUUACCACCCUUGCGCGAGUAAAAAAAAAGGGAAAAAGAUAAAUCAAAGGCAGCAAACCGAUCUACUUAACAGUCUCAUAAAUAGCAACAUCUGCUCCAACGAACAAGUUAAUAACGACGUCGUCUAUGAUUUGAAGUACACAGAUGACAUUUUUAAGAAGCUUUUAUUUUUGUGCCAAAAUUUUUACACAAAUUUAUCCGAGUAUAAGGAAUACGCUUUGGGGUCUCUUCACGAGAAUGAAGUGGACUUAACUAAUUUGGGAGAACUCCACAAUUUUAGGUACCUGAACAGUCAGGCAUUUUUUGCCAACAGGCCACUGCUCCCCAGUGGGGAGUUACCACCUGAAGAGGAUUUUCCCGCGGGGAAGUACCAACUAGAGGAGGGGGCCCCCCCCCUGUGCAGUGAAAAUGGGGACGUUGGCCUGCACACUAUUGAGCAAGUGAAUGGCCUCCCCGUCGAAGCGGAAGAUCACCCGUCGAAUGUGCCGCCAGUGGUAGGAAGUAGCGGUGGGGACGACGGCGAGGAGACUCACCUGAGCGACGACCAAGUGGGAUCCACGAACUGUGCAAAUGGAGCGACAAAUGCACAUGGCGCUAACUGCACACAUUUGAGAGGUGUCUUCCCGUAUGAUGCGCCCGAGAGUUCCACCCCGUACAGCCAACACUACUUCCGGGGAAGGAUCCCCCCCUGGGUGGAACUACCGAUGGAGAAGAAGGAAGAUAAAGAAGGUGCCCACCAAGUGGAUGCCUUUUUCGCCAAAUUCUAUGGCCAAGAAGAACUGACAGAAGCGUAUGGCGAGACCCCCCGAAGUGCCAUUUUGCAGAUGGGCCAAAUGGACAACUAUUUAGCAGCCGCUUGCACGGGGGGAAGUGAAGGGGUGCGGUAUAGCCCCUUUUUCUUGAAAGCAGCUAAUGGGGAUUACGCACGGGGGGAAGUAGGCUUGGGCAACGGCCCCUCAGAAACGCUGCUAAUUAGCACACAAAACGGACCUCACCAUAGUUACCCCAUUCAGCACAGGGGCGAUGCCUACGGCGCUAUAAGAAAUGCACUUCUCAUUGAUACGCCGCAUGCCAAUUCGGAAGAGUCAUAUGUGAACAAUUCCUACGUGCAGAACGAUGUGGAGACAGCCAAAAAUUGUAAUUACCUUUUAAGCAAUGUGCAGAAUGUGUACUACCCUACUGGGGAGAAUUUGCCGCUAACUUUUGAAAGCACGGAAGGGCUAGUGCGUAGCGAUUGUCGGAAGUGCGAAGCGAGUGUCCCCCACCCGUAUGCUGCUAACACGAAUGGGAAUAUGAGAAGUGACGAUGCCUUCCUAGGGUUCAGUACCCCAAUGAUGAGGUGCUUAAAUGCUGAUGGGGGCUACUCUGGGGGAGAGGUAAUGGGGAACCGCCUCCACAUGCCCCACGCUCCAUACCACAAAACGUACCACAAAACGUAUCACAAAAACCAACCGCUCGGAAUGUUCAAUUGUGGUGGUGCGAAUGGGUUCGCCGCGACAGAUGCGGAUUCGCCAAACCAUAUCGCCAUGAACAGAAACGUCGCUUACUACACAGAUGGGAGUGCACUGCCGGGGAUGUUUAACUCCCAGGGGGUACAAAAUAUCCUUCAAAAGGGAAGCUAUAAGGAUGAAAUGCGAAGCGACCAAUUUGCAUCCAAUGUGGGGACAAAUCAUAUCAUGCGCGCCAGUGAUGCGGGGAUGACUAACCAGUUCUCCUAUAAUAACGAGCAAACGAUGAACGUGCGCCGCGCCGAUGAUAUGCCCCACUGUACCUCCAACUACCGAAGCGCAGGAGAGAGAAACACAUUCAAUGAUGCCCUCUACGAAGGGGAAAACUUCACAGAAAAAAUAUACACCCAGAAUGGAAACUACUUUAAUAAUAACGAAUUGAGAGACACCACAGAAGAUGUAUCGGACAAUGAAAUGAACAGUGGGGGAGGGAAUGACAACUUGGGAGACGAUGAAAAUACCGUUGAUGAGGGUUCCUCCUGCUAUGUAAAGAAUGGCCUUACCACGAAUGAUGCGGCUGAUCAUUUGAAGCUCCCCUCAAACGUUGCUAAGGGUGUAAGCGGGGUGAAGAGCGAGUCUUGGAAUGGGGAAGAAAUGGGGAAGUGCCUCUUAAAGGGGGGAGAAGUGGAGAAGUACCUCUUAAAGGGGGAACAAAUGGAGACGUGCCCCUUAACGGGGGAACAAAUGAAGAAGUGCCCCUUAACGGGGGAACAAAUGGAGACGUGCCCCUUAACGGGAGAAGAACUGAUGAGGCAUGAUGGCCCCCCCGAGGGGGACCCCCCACCCGAAUCUCCAAAUGAUUGCCCAAACAUGACCAUCGAGAGAAAAGAUCCCAACCAAAUGAACAAUGCAAAUAAAAGGAAGCUAAAAAAAAUGCUUGAAGUUACGGAUAAGCUAAUUGGGAAGAAGUACAGAGGCAUAUCCUACGACCCCACCAGAAAUGGAUGGUCAACGUUUGUUUAUAAAGAUGGCGUUAGGAGGAAGAAGUUUUUUUCCUCUUAUAAAUAUGGUAACCUAUUAGCUAAAAAGAAGUCCAUAGAAUGGAGGCUAAAAAACCUAAACCCCGAUUCAAAUGCCUAUGUGUUUUCUCUAAAGGCGAAGGAAGAAUUCAAUGCCAUUCUGGAUGAUGGCUAUGCAGAUAUCAAAAGCAUUAACUGUGACGGUAGGGGCGGGCGGAACAACGGGGACCGCGCCAACAACAGGGAUAUACUCUACGUGAAUGCUUUUAUUAACCUGUUUAGUAGCUCCGCUGGAGUGGAGAAGGAUGAGCCGGGUGAGCCGAAUGAGCGGAAAGAGACGAAAGAACCGGAUGAGCAGAAUGAGCGGAAAGAACCGGAUGAGACGAAAGAGACGAAUGAAGCGAGUGAACCGUUAUGCCAAAUGGACAAAUCGUCCCAUGAAAAACACGCGGAGGCGUGUACUACAAAAGGCGCACAAGGUGGGAGUGGGCCAGGCAGUAGUGAGCUCGGCGAGGCGAAUGACAAAGUUGGGGGAGCUCACGGGGGAGACAUCGGUGGGAACAAUGUCGGAAGCGAUGAUGCCCACUUGACUGACCGCUCAUACCCCUGCGAUAACCGCACUCCCAGCAACGUCGGUCGGGAACCCCCCUGCGCAAGCGAAGAUAAGGAGGAAGGUAUAAAAAGAAAUUGCCAAGGAAAUGACUCAAUGGUAGAGUGCACCCAUCUGAGUAGCCACUCCAUCGAUCAAGCAGAUGGCUGUCUCCCCCCGAAUGGCGAUUUACUCGUUUAUAAGAAUUACUGUUCGAGGCUGCUAAAUGGGGAGGAAGCCCCGAGAAGUGAACCAGGUGGAAGGAAAGAAGGAAGUGGGCAAAAUACCAACGUGGGCAAUUUAAAUGACGCCGCGGAAGAGGAAGUGAAACGGGCGCGAGGAGAUAUCCCGGAUCAAACGGCACCUCGCCAAAUUGUAAAUGGCCCAAACGGGGAACUGACGAUUUUUCCACACUCAAAUGAUGUGCCCCCUCUACACUGUGCCGUACUCCCGGGGGAGGGAUUAGACCCCCGCCUGCCCAGUGGAGAUAACUUCGUAGUUACGCGAUGUGGGAAUAGGAAAAAGAGAAAAAGGCACAUCAUAAAAAGUGAGGGGAAGAACCCUUUCGGGGAGGGCGGACCGGACGUGACGGGGACGGGCGAUCCCUUCAGUAGUGCGUACUCCGCGCGCGAUGCCGCAGCGGGUGGUUGCAGCGAUAGCGGCAGCGGAAGCAGUGAGCUGUGCGGAAGUGACACCCGCAGCUGCGAUGGACGAAGUGGUGGUCUAAGCGGUGGUCGAAUUGGUGACCAGCGUGAUGGGCAGCAGGGUGACCAACGGGGUGACGGGAACGAAGAGCAGUCCAAACGGUGGAUGGAUAGUACCCCAAUUCAUUCGGUGGAGGGAAGCCACCCCUCCCUUGGGGAAGAAGAAAGCACCUGCAGGAAUCACACAGCCAGGGAGGAUGACUCAAAGGAGGCCCUUCAGUAUGCAAAAGAAGGAACAGCAAAAAAUGAACAUUUGAAACAGUUUAAUUGUGGCAGCGGAGGGAACAACCAAGGCAGCGGUGAUACGGUUUAUAAUAACGCAGGGUUUUACCCAGAUGGGAAUUGCCUAACCAGUGGGCAGCCCCUUCUAAACGGUGUUGCUCCCACAAGUGAAGUGAGCAUUGUAAGGACAUUUUAUCCGGGAGGAUGUGAGAGCAUUCCCCAGGAGCAGCUAACCGAUGGGGUGGUUAAUCGAGCGAAGGAUCUGCACAUGGGAAGAGAGGAGGAAAAUAAUUUGCGCUACGGGGAUGUAACCCGUUUGGAUGAACUCAGCCACGAAAUGGAGAGGCAGGUUGGAUUUCUGAGUGAAGAAGCCGAGGGGAGGUCCCCGAACGGGGUGCAGCAGUGGGAUGCAAACAAUGCCCAACAGUGGGCCGCAAAUGAGUCGCAGCAGUGUACCGCAAACGAGUCGCAGCAGUGUACCGCAAACGGAUCUGAGCAGUGGACCCCCAACCGCGUCGCCGAGGCAGGCACCUCCCCGCGUGAGAGGGACCUACUGCUGGAGAACAAACACACCAGCGACAAAGACAAAAAUUGCUUCCUCUACAAAGACACCCUGCUGAGGUACAUGAACGAGUGCACAUGCACAGGGGAAGAAGAAAGAAGUGUCUUCCUGCAAUUUUUGAGGUUGACCCCGGAGUGGGUUCUCCUAGAGCUAGACGAAUUGGAGGAAGUGUACCACGCCUAUUUCAGGAACAAAAUCGAAUCGUUUUACAAAGCCUACUUAGUUAAGAUAGGCAGUCAAAGCAAUCGAAGCAGUCAAAGCAGUCAAAGCGGCCAGAGUAGUAGCCACCUUAGGGAGGUGCCCGAGGAAGGGUCCUGCCGCUCAGCCAGUGGCUUCCCCACCAAACGCAGCGAAUACAUUAGAGAGCUGCAACUCAUUUUCGAUAAAAAGUUAAGUACCCUCUGGACGUGCAUGAUUUUCCCAAUAGAUUUCCUCUACAUAUUAAACUACAGAAUUUUUAGAAUUUUAAAAAGCAUGAGUAAGAAAAAGGUUAGAAGUUCCAAGCGAGAGGAAGACAAAGAGUUCCAAUGCGUGUUGAAAGGAGUCAGCUUCAUCAAAUAUAAAAGCGCAUGGUGUUUUACAUAUGCAGAUUUGGACGGCAGAAAAAAAGAAAAAGUUUUUCCUAUUAAUCACUACGGAUUUAAGGAGGCAAAAAUGCUGUCCAUUCUGUAUAGGAGAAGCUUCGUUUUGCAUUUAACCAAAAUGUAUACGUUUGUGAAAAAUGUCUUGUUAAAAAGUAAUGCCCAAUCUGGGGGAACCAUAAAGAGAUUGAUCAACCCAAAGUCGAUUAACCAUUUCAUUGAUUACUAUAAGAAGUAUGAGGAGUUCCUUGUUUGCUAUGGAAAAAUCGUCUAUUUUAAUGAAAGCAAAAAUGUAUUUCUAACGACGGGGAAGAAGAGAGACCCUUUGAAUUACUUACCUUUCGAAAUAAGACGUAAAAUAUCUGGAGAAAUGGACCCCCUAAAUUUAAUAACUGCAACGAGAAAUUAUUUUUCCAAAAAAUCGCAACUGGUCAAGUUCCCCAAGGGGGUAGUCUACCUCUCUGGCUACUUCCUAUGGGUUCUGCUCUUCCUCAAUCAUAAUAAUAAGGAAGUGGUUAUCUCCUUUUCUGCUCGGAAAUACUCCUUCGAAACAGCCAAGGAUAGGUGCUUCCAAUGCUACUACUGCUUACUGCACACGUACAAGUUUCGCCCCAUCAACAUGUCAGGCGUUGUAGACCUGAUUUUGGAGACCGAUUUGGAGAGUAAAAAUUAUAACUUGCUAGAUUACGAAGGGGAAGAAAUGAUGCCGCUGGAUUGCUUGUUCCAUUUUUUUGCCCCUUCCAAUUACGUGCUUCAAAAUGGCGUUAUUUAUAAACGGCUUCUUCAUAAUCAGCCCCACCUGGAGGGGCACCUGCGCGGGGAGAAGUACGACUCGCUCUUCCCGAGUGAGUACGUCUCCCUGGACGACUUUCAGACGUACCAGAUUGAGGAAGACUACUUUGUCGAAGCGAGUGAGGGGGGUGGUCCACGGAGCGGGUGCAUGGAGAGCGAUGGAGGAGUGGAUACCCAGGGAAACCUCCUCAACGAGGCAGGAGUGGCCACCCAGGAGCAGUACUCCCCGCGCCAGCACCAACCCGACCGCCACCCGUGCCAUCCAGUAGAACACAGCGAGGGUGGCGAGUGCCAAACGAAGAAGCAUCGCCGCUCAUCAGACGACCUGCUGCUUUAUCAGGAGAUGGAGCAGACGAAGAAGGACAUCCCCCUUUACUUUACGGAUGACGAGAAUGGAAAAUCGAUGCGCCUUCAAAGGAGGGAUAGCUGCCGGGGGAGAAGUUUCAAACGGGGGAAUUGCACCAAUUUGGGGGGCCCACCGGAGGAGGGGGACGUCGCCCCCUGGGAGGAGCACCACCUUCACAGUGACAGCGAUGGAAGCUGCGGUAGUUGCGGUAGUUGCGGAAGUAGCGGAAGUAGCGGUGCCGAUGAAGAAGCGGCUCGAGAACGAGGGUGGGAGAAGAAAAAAAAAACACAUGGGGUACGCCACCCAAGUAGACAACAAAACGAGGACUUCACAAUGUGCCGAAGCGAGAGAGAGGGAAUGCCCAGCUGGGGAGAUCACCCCACAGUGGAUGCCGCAAAUCGGAGGGGAGAUCACCCCACAGUGGAUGUCGCCAAUCAAAGGGGAGACCACCCCACAGUGGAUGCCGCAAAUCGAAGGGGAGACCAUCCCACAGUGGAUGCCGCAAAUCGGAGGGAACCAAACGGACAAGUCAGUUGGGACACCAUCGACAGGAGGAACGGCGAGGAAAGUACUCAUGAAAAUGAAAAAGAUAAUUUUAUAAAUAACGCAGAGAAUUACCAAAACGUGUGGAAUAAAAACAUUUUUCACUUCUUCGAUAACAACAUGCAAGAUGAUUAUUUAAAAAGAAAUUAUGAUGCCCUGUUUAACAAAAAAGAGGAAAAAAAUGUGGUUUUUAAAAAAAUUAGCGAAAAGGAAGAACACGUAGGAGUGUUUAUAAUGCUUAAUUGCCAGUGGCUUUCAGACUCCUUUGUGCAUAACAUAAAUCAGAUAGAAACGAAAUAUGCCGACAUCUAUUCUUUUAAGAAUUAUGUUAAUACACGUGAGGAGGUUUUAAAUUGGAAAUACGAGAAGAAUUUUAUUAAAGAUUGCGCGGACAUUGCUAAGAAGUGUCCGCGAAUUGUUGGCGUUCACUAUGAUACGCAUGCCCAUGCCUGGGUUGCUAACCGUACCUCCAAUGGGAAGAGACGGGACAAGAAGUUUCUGGUGAAAACCUUCGGCUUUUUGCAAGCCAGGAAGAUGGCCAUCGCCCACCGGGAGAAGUGGCAGCAGCAGCAGCGGGAGAAGAACAUCAAUGAGACGGGCGAUUCUCGCGUGGAUACGUGUCAAAUGGAAGAAAGCGAGCAGUAGAAGCGAAAGCGCAACUGCUGUUCUGGCGUACCCCUCCCCUGCAAUAGGGAAAACGCACGACAUGUUUGCACUACCCCGAUGCAGUUUCUUGCUCGUUUUAG